This is a messenger RNA of Ctenocephalides felis (cat flea), 2936 nucleotides long. RefSeq names its product staphylococcal nuclease domain-containing protein 1-like. Gene Ontology annotation, cellular component: nucleus; RISC complex; cytosol. Gene Ontology annotation, molecular function: nuclease activity; RNA binding. Gene Ontology annotation, biological process: regulatory ncRNA-mediated gene silencing; mRNA catabolic process. The record is from RefSeq and is a predicted model, not a curated record. Lineage: Eukaryota; Metazoa; Arthropoda; Insecta; Siphonaptera; Pulicidae.
GUCACACCGAACACAUCACCGAAAGAAAAAUUCCUACCGACUCUCCAUGUCACGUGAUCCGCGUAUUUAGAGUAAAUCCAAAAGGACGGGCAUAAUGAGUGCUCCGCAGCCUCUGAAGCGAGGAAUCGUAAAACAGGUCCUGUCCGGGGACACAGUAAUAAUCAGGGGUCAACCAAAAGGAGGACCGCCACCAGAGAAGUCAUUGAGCUUCUCGUCAGUGACUGCUCCAAAACUCGCUAGGAGAGCAACUGCAAAUGCCGAAGAAACCCGCGACGAACCAUGGGCCUGGGAGGCUCGCGAGUUUCUGAGGAAAAAACUGGUUGGCGAAGAGGUCUGGUUCACAGCUGAGAAACCUCAAAAUGCCAACCGGGAAUACGGAUGCGUAUUUCUUGGAAAAGAUCCUGCCACUGCCGAAAAUAUCACCGAGCUUCUGGUAAGCGAAGGUCUGGUCACCGUCCGAAGGGAUAAUAAUGCCGAAUUGAACAAAUUGAGAGAGUUGGAGGACGCUGCCAAGGCGGCCGGUAAAGGACGAUGGGGCACCGCCAACCCACAGGAUCAUGUCCGCGACAUCAAAUGGUCCAUUGAGAAUCCCCGCAAUUUUGUAGACAAGUGUGCAGGCAAACCGGUCGAAGCAGUCAUCGAACACGUUCGUGAUGGUUCGACGGUUAGGGCAUUCUUGUUGCCGGACUUUUACCAUGUCACGCUGAUGAUAUCAGGAAUUAGGUGUCCAGGUUUCAAGUUGGACAACGACGGGCGUCCAGACACGUCGGCCGUCGUGCCCUACGCCGAAGAGGCCCGCUACUAUGUCGAAUCCCGCCUUCUACAGAGAGACGUCCAAAUCGUUUUGGAGUCGGUCAACAAUAACAAUUUUGUUGGCACCAUUCUCCAUCCGAAAGGAAACAUCGCGGAGGCGCUGCUUCGGGACGGAUUUGCCAAGUGCGUCGACUGGUCGAUUGCCUUCAUGAAAACCGGUGCUGAUAAGUUACGUGCAGCCGAACGUGAUGCCAAGAACAAGAGGAUACGUGUCUGGAAGGACUACCAGAGUGCUGGUCCAGUGGUCUCUGGUAAAGAACGUGAGUUUGUAGGAACUGUCAUCGAAGUCUUCAACGGUGAUGCUCUCAACCUGAGGUUGAGCAACGGCUCGGUCAAGAAGGUGUUCUUGUCUUCGAUCAGACCACCUAAGGAACCUGGCCGAGUCGCCGACGAAGAAGGUAAGCUGCCCACCCGCCCUAAAAACUUCCGACCCCUGUACGACAUUCCAUGGAUGUACGAGGCUCGUGAGUUUCUUCGAAAGAAGCUCAUCGGCAAGAAGGUCAACGUAACAGUAGAUUACAUACAACCCUCCAGAGACAAUUUCCCAGAGAAGUGCUGCUGUACGGUCACCAUCUCGAACGUCAAUGUCGCCGAAGCGAUGGUCGCCAAAGGGCUUGCAACGGUCGUCAGAUACAGACAAGACGAUGACCAACGAAGCAGUCACUACGAUGACCUUUUGGCAGCCGAAACGAAGGCUAUCAAGAGCCAAAAGGGCGUCCAUGCCAAGAAGGAGUCGUCUGCACAACGUGUCGCCGAUCUCUCUGGGGACCUAACGAAAGCCAAAAAAUACCUGCCUUCAUUGCAACGUGCCCAAAGGACAGAGGCUGUUGUCGAAUUUGUCGCCAGCGGUUCUCGUCUAAGGCUAUAUAUUCCGAAAGAAACCUGCCUCGUCACCUUCCUCUUAGCUGGUAUCUCGUGUCCGAGGGGCGCGCGACCCGGCAUAAACGGAGCGCCUGCCCAAGAAGCGGAGCCCUACGGAGAGGAAGCCCUAUCCUUCACUAAAGAGCGUUGCAUGCAACGUGAGGUUCAAGUUCAAAUCGACAGCAUGGACAAGGCCGGAAACUUUAUCGGAUGGCUUUGGGUCGAUGGACAGAACUUGAGCGUUAUGCUCGUUGAAGAAGGUCUAUCAUCCGUCCACUUCACCGCCGAGCGUUCCCCCGAGCACAUAAGAGCCCUGAAAUCGGCCGAAGACUCCGCCAAGAGCCGCAAACUGAACAUCUGGAAGAACUACGUCGAGCAGGAGCCCGAGGUCGAGGAGCAAGUCGAAAGGAACGAGGAAGACAAGCAAGUCGAUCGUAAGGUGUCCUACGAGGUCAUGGUCACCGAAGUGACGCCCGAAGGAAAGUUCUAUGCCCAGAACUCGGAACAGGGACCCAGACUGGAGGCGCUGAUGGCCAAGAUUCACCAGGAGUUCACCGCUAACCCGCCGCUGGCCGGUGCUUACACGCCUAAGAAGAACGAUUUGUGUGCGGCAAGAUUCACCCAAGACGACCAAUGGUACCGGGCCAAAGUGGAGAAGGUCCAAGGCGGCAACGUCCAUGUCCUCUACAUCGACUACGGUAACCGAGAGGUGAUACCUACAACCCGCUGCGCCACUCUGCCCACUGCCUACGGCUACGACAAGCCAUACGCCUCAGAGUACACUCUCGCCUUGGCGGUGCUGCCUACGGAUCAGGACUAUCAGGAGGAGGCCAUCAAGGCAUUCACCUCGGACGUCUUGAACAAGGAACUGAAUUUGAACGUCGAAUACAGAAUCAGUGGAGCACCCGCCGCAUCUCUGGUCGAUCCUGCAACCGAGCAAGACAUUGCAAAGGGUCUCAUUUCUGAUGGCCUGAUGCUCGUCGAAAAGAGACGGGAGAGAAAAUUGGCGAAAUUGGUUGGUGAGUACCUAUCAGCCCAGGACCAGGCCAAGAAGCUGCACAAUGCCAUCUGGCAAUACGGUGACAUCACCGAAGACGAUGCAAAGGAAUUUGGUGCAGGCCGUUGAAUAAAAAAAAAACAGUGCUUUCCAAGCACAGAGGGAUCACUUGAAUUGUCCAACCGGACAAUUCGAUUUGAAUUCAACUACUAAACUAAACAAGUUUUGUGUUUUAUAAUUAGAAAAGAAAAAAAGGGUAAACUGA